Messenger RNA from Calypte anna (Anna's hummingbird), 3026 nucleotides. RefSeq names its product signal transducer and activator of transcription 6 (gene STAT6). The record is from RefSeq and is a predicted model, not a curated record. Gene Ontology annotation, biological process: growth hormone receptor signaling pathway via JAK-STAT; cell surface receptor signaling pathway via JAK-STAT; cytokine-mediated signaling pathway. Gene Ontology annotation, molecular function: RNA polymerase II cis-regulatory region sequence-specific DNA binding; DNA-binding transcription factor activity, RNA polymerase II-specific. NCBI's taxonomy places the organism in Eukaryota, Metazoa, Chordata, Aves, Apodiformes, Trochilidae.
AGCAGGGCAGCGGCGGAGCUGGCCCGGCCGCGCCCGCCACCGCCAUGGACUGAGGGGCCGCGGCCCCGGUCCGGCCCGGCCGCCCCACGCCCAGCGGUGGCUCCCGCCAGGUGACAGUUUCCAAGAUGUCCCUCUGGAGCAUUGUCUCCCACAUGCCGCCGGAGGAGUUCAGUGGCCUCUUCACCAACUUUCCCCACAGCCUGCGCUGUCUCCUGGCCGACUGGCUGGAGAACCAGCCCUGGGAGUUCAUCAAUGGCUCCGAUGCCUUCUUCACCAGCGUGGCCAGCAAGAUGCUCUCAGCCAUGCUGGAGAAGCUGCACAGUGCUGCCAGCAGUGAUGGGCAGCAGUGCCAGAUCCUCCAGCAAGUCAGCAGCAUUGAGAAAACCUACCAGCAGGACCCUCUGCGCCUGGUGGCCGUCCUGAGAGCCAUCCUGGAGGGCGAGAAGGCUGCCGUGAUCAAGAGGGACCGACACCUUCCCCUCAGCUUCCACCGGCGCCAGGAGGAGCUGAAGUUCAGCCUGGGGCUGCAGCGGCUGCAGCACCGUGUCCGUGAGAUCCAGGCACUGCGGGAUGGCCCUGCUGCUGCUCUACUGCUGAACCCAAGGGACCCCCAGCUGAAGGCAGAAACAAAACCCCCAGAGAGUGAGCUCCCCACCUUGAUCCUGGAGGCUGUGAAAGAGCUGGAGGCAGCCAAGCAGCAGGUUCUGAAGAGGAUCCAAAUCUGGAAGAGGCAGCAGCAGCUGGCAGGAAAUGGAGCUGUCUUCGAGGAGAGCCUGGCUCCACUGCAGAAGAGAUGUGAGAGCCUGGUCGAGGUUCACUUCCAGCUGCAGCAGCAGGUGAUGGCAGCGAGCGCAGAGCUGGGUCCUGAGCUGCUGCCACGGCUCCUGGAGCGGUUUAACGAGGUGUUAUCCAGCCUUGUCAAGAGCUCCUUCCUGGUGGAGAAGCAGCCCCCGCAGGUGCUGAAGACCCAGACCAAGUUCCAGGCGAGUGUCCGGUUCCUGCUGGGCCCACAGCUGCUGAAGGUGUCACCCAAGCCCUACAUGGUGCGGGCUGACAUGGUGACGGAGAAGCAGGCACGGGAACUGACGCUCAGCACCUACAGCAACACCCUCAGCGAGAGCACAGGGGAGAUCAUGCAUAACGUGGUGGCCCUGGAGACCAACCCCACCAGCGGGACCUGCUGUGCCAACUUCAAGAACGUGCUGCUGAAGAAUCAAACGCUGCGAGCGAAGGGAUCGGAGUCAGUGACCAGGGAGAAGUGUGCUGUGCUCUUCAGCACCACGUGACCCCUGACCCCUGGAAACCUCUCAGUCCACUCCAGGGUCCUGUCUCUGCCCAUCGUGGUCAUCGUCCAUGGGAACCAGGACAACAAUGCCAAAGCAACCGUGCUGUGGGAUAACGCCUUCUCGGAGACAGUGAGACCGAGUGGCCGGUUCGUGGUGGCUGAGCAGGUGCCCUGGUGAGAAGAUGUGUGACACGCUGAAACCUUCAAGUUCAUGGCAGAGGUGCAGACCACCAAAGGGCUUCUCAAGGAGCAUUACUUCUUCCUGGCCCAGAAGAUCUUUAAUGAUAACAGUGCCAGAUUUGAGGACUUCCAGAACCGGCAGGUCUCCUGGGCCCAAUUCAACAAGGAGAUCUUGCCUGGUCGGGGAUUCACCUUCUGGCAGUGGUUUGAUGGGUCCUUGACCUCACCAAAGAGAAUGCCUCAAAAUUACUGGUCAGACAGGGUGGGUGCCCAGGAGCCAAACAGGCUCAUCAGCGGCUUCAUCAGCAAGCAGUAUGUCUGCAAGCUCCUGAGCACUGAGCCUGAUGGGACUUUCCUGCUCCGCUUCAGUGACUCAGAGAUUGGGGGUGUCACUAUUGCUCAUGUCAUCCGGGGCAAGGAUGGCUCCAGCCAGGUGGAGAACAUCCAGCCCUUCUCUGCCAAGGACCUGUCCAUCCGGUCCCUCGGUGACCGCAUCCGGGACCUGGGGCAGCUCCGCAACCUCUACCCCAACAUCCCCAAGGAUCAGGCUUUUGGGAGUCACUACAACAAAGAGCAGACAGGCAAGGACGUCCGGGGCUACGUCUCUGCAGCCAUCAAGAUGACAGUGGAAAGUGAAAGGGACCAGCAGCCCCUGACCACUGCAGGGGGCACCCCCGAGGCCCCCCCAGCUCACAUGUUUGGCCAGCCCAUGCUGCAGCCCAAUCUGCAGCAUCUUGAUAACAGGCACUCAGUGCUGAACCCAGUCUGCCCUCCUGCUCCUUUCUGCCCCCAGCCCAUCCCAACAGGCUACCCCACGGGUGAGAGCAACAUGAUGGUCCCCGACAACAUCAGGCCCUCCUUCCCCAGCACAUCACCGAUGCUCUCACUGUCCCUGGUCACAGACCCUGCUCUGCCCCCCUGCUCUGACCUUCCUGCCUUCAGGAACCCCUUGCCCUUCAUGCCCAACCAGUAUAUGCCAGGGGAGGCACCACAGCUGCUGUCUGGGGGUCCCCUGCCAGAGCCACAGGAUGAGGAGAUGCCCGAGACAAUGGCUGAGCCUGCCCUGUUCCCAUCAAUAGUGGACCCACUGCUGCAGAGCUCCCAAAGGUGGAUGCCACCGUCCAGCUUGGAGCUGCCACCUGGCUCCGACUUUGACCAGUUCCUUGAGAUGACCCUGGAGGCCCCUGCACUGUGUCCCCCCUUCACUCCCCCCCAGCAGCACAGCGGGUACCCCAGCCCCAACCCCUCUUGCUGGGGAAUGGGGGAGUCUCGGUGGGAUGACAGUGUCCGGCCAGGGCAUGCGUGAGAGGACUGGGGGACUGCUGGGGGGGCCACAUCAGACUGUGACACCAGCACCCCCCCCAGCCUUGUCUGAGUUCCUGCACUUGGCUUGUGCUGGGCUGAAAGCUCUGGCAGGGGAGGGGGGGAAUUUUCGGGGGGUGGGCAGCACUUUCCCCCCCCCCCUUGUGUAUAUGCUGCACUUUGGAGCACGGAGCCGCUGCCCGCCCACGCCCGGUGAGUGAGGGGGCGCGGGGGCCCUGACCCGCGGGGGGUGCCCGCA